Molecule: messenger RNA, 1044 nt
Organism: Botrytis porri
Lineage: Eukaryota; Fungi; Ascomycota; Leotiomycetes; Helotiales; Sclerotiniaceae
Exons: 4
Coding region: 1-1044 (347 amino acids)
Source: RefSeq, a predicted model, not a curated record
AUGGCAGCUACCACAAAGCCAAACAAUGUCGUGAUGGACGAUCAAAGGAAAAAUCUUAUCCGUGACCUAUUACUUGGUAAUCUCAAGCCAUCACGUCUUAGCAAGCUAACCCCCGAGCUGAUCGUAAUGAUUAUGGAGAGUCUUUUCAACAACGGUACGGUCUUCCCGGACUAUCCCGACAUUAUCAAAGCUUUAGAUGUAAAGUCAGAAGCGACAGCAUUUCACUACACCCUGGAGACUUUCAUCAGACAUUCUAAAAGAGCUAGACUUGACCAGGGCUCUCUCAAUCAAUUCCCCAAGCUUCUUGAACCCGAGCAUCAUGUUGAUGGCGAACUUAAGGUAGGUUUUAUGGAUAAAUCUGGAACAAAAAUUCAGCUACAGUCCAUGUGCGAAUCUUUCGGAUUUCGCUUCUAUGAUUUAUACAUCACAGAUCUUUGCUUGAACUUCAGACCAAAACUUCAGCUUGAAAGCAUAUUUUGUGCAUCUCGCAAGCCGGCUGAAGAGAUUGUUUGUGAAAAGGAGGCAGUUUACUUAUGGGACAACGAUAUUUCAAAUCGCUUGCAUCUUGCAAUUCUUAAGAUAGUAAACAAGCAAAUGAAUAUCUUGACUAACAUCCAAACUUUCUACCUUAGUUCUAAUCACCUCACCGAGUUCAGAACUAUCGAUACACUCUCCAAUGAUAAGAAGGCAUAUAUGACGACCACGAUGACUCCAUGUGCGCACUUAACGGAGGGCGUAUAUUAUGAGCUUUCGGUAGACGAUCCUGAUAUCUCUCAAAGCCUCAAGUCGUAUGGAUCACCGGCAGAAGAUCCUCCCAUUGUCCGCCAAGUAACCUUUUGGUGGAUUGCGACUGAAGGUUUGAAGGCAGAUGUUUCUAAAAUUGAUCAAUUGGAGCCAUUAUUCAACGAGAGGAGCAGGAAUAUCAUGGACACACCAAAGAUACUUUGGUCACAUGCCGACCAUGCAUCAAGAGAGAGUGUUUUGUUACAGAGAGUUCUUGAGUCUGGAAAUUUAUUUCCAUUUUUGUCCCGGGUGUGGACCUAA